This is a messenger RNA of Vigna unguiculata (cowpea), 876 nucleotides long. RefSeq names its product basic leucine zipper 43-like. NCBI's taxonomy places the organism in Eukaryota, Viridiplantae, Streptophyta, Magnoliopsida, Fabales, Fabaceae. Gene Ontology annotation, molecular function: DNA-binding transcription factor activity. The record is from RefSeq and is a predicted model, not a curated record. Gene Ontology annotation, biological process: regulation of DNA-templated transcription.
ACUCUUGUUUUCUUCAUCUCCAAUAGCAACUUAGUUCCAUUAAUUCUCCAUCAGUGUUGUUCUUCAAUCUUUUUGUUCAUAGAUAUAUACUGAUACAUAGAAGCCAUGCAGGGGAGAGAAAUCACAGGACUGAACUAUUUACUCCCUUCAGACCCUUAUCCUUACCCUUCUCACUGCAGCAUGACUCAGAACACCAUCCCCACAUUUCAACUCCACAAACUCUCAAACCAGUUCUAUGGUUUCCAAAACCCUCAGCAAAUGGUUGCAGAAUUCAGCCCCCCUCAGUCCUCAUGCAUCAGCAGCACCACCUCCACCUCUGAUGAAGCUGAUGAGCAGCAUCAAAGUCUCAUCAAUGAGAGGAAACACAGGAGGAUGAUUUCCAACCGUGAAUCAGCACGAAGGUCACGCAUGAGGAAGCAGAAGCACCUUGAUGAACUCUGGUCGCAGGUGGUUUGGCUCAGGAAUGAAAACCACCAGCUUAUGGACAAGCUCAACCAUGUGUCUGAAUCACAUGACAGAGUUUCUCAGGAGAAUGUUCAGCUCAGAGAAGAAGCCUCAGAACUUCGCCAAAUGAUAUGUGACAUGCAGCUACAUAGUCCUUACCACCCUCCUCCCCUCAGCCCCAUUGACGAUGAUGUCUCUCCCUAUGUCAAAUCUGAUUCCUCCAUCACCAGCUCCUUCAACCUGCUUGGUUGAAUUUCAAGACAAGACCAAAUCUUCAAUUUUUCUUCUCCGAGUUCUUGUGUGUGUGUGAAUUGUUGUGGAAGUACAAAUAGUAGUAGUAGUAGCAGUAGUAGUCUUUGCCUCCCUUUUGAGAUGUAUGAGGUGAAACCAUAACAUAACAUAAACGGCAAUGACAUGUUCUUGAGUUUCUAA